AUGCUCCUCACCGUGAUGAAAACGGACCAAACUUCUGAAACUUCACUUAUCAUGUUUAACAGUAAACCUCUGAAACAAUCCCCCAGUGUGUCACCUUGCUUAGUGUCUGAGAAUGCAGAAGCCGAGGAGCCAAAGCUGGAUGUUGGAGGUGUGAUUUGCAGGUCAUGCAAUCUCUCCAUCCCAUUCCAUGGAUGUCUGUUAAACCUUGGAACCUGUAGAACAAAGCCUGGUCAGUUUUGUAUAAAAGAGAGCUUUGCUAAAGGUGGAAUCCAGUGGUUUUCAAUUAAAGGCUGCACUGAGGACAGAUCGGAGUGCUUCAAGAGGGUCGUAAAGCAUUACGAAAUCCGCUCUUCUCACUGCUGCCACCGUCCCCUGUGCAACUUCUGAGGAAGUGGGCUAUAUCCUUGUCACGUGACUAGCCAGCCAGACCUGA
Peromyscus californicus insignis is the source of this 433-nucleotide messenger RNA. RefSeq names its product chromosome unknown C9orf57 homolog (gene CUNH9orf57). NCBI's taxonomy places the organism in Eukaryota, Metazoa, Chordata, Mammalia, Rodentia, Cricetidae. The transcript is spliced from 4 exons. The coding region runs from base 1 to 387 and encodes 128 amino acids. The record is from RefSeq and is a predicted model, not a curated record.